This is a messenger RNA of Hydra vulgaris (swiftwater hydra), 716 nucleotides long. RefSeq names its product protein LSM12 homolog B. The record is from RefSeq and is a predicted model, not a curated record. NCBI's taxonomy places the organism in Eukaryota, Metazoa, Cnidaria, Hydrozoa, Anthoathecata, Hydridae.
UAAUUUUUUUCCGAGGAACUCGCGUUUCCUAAUCUUAAGAGAAACUUCGCAAAGCAUAAAAUGGCGGCUUGUAAUAUCGAUAAAAAAAGUCACUUAACUUCAGGCUGUGUGGUUAUAUGUAAAACUAAUUUAGGAAAAGAAUUCGAAGGUGAAGUAAUUUGUUAUGACGAAGAAACAAAAGCUUUGGUUAUAAAAUUAAAUCCUAAAAAGAAAUUCCUUUGUGAUGUAGUGGUUUUAAAUCUUAAUAUGGUUACUGAUCAAAAUUUUAAUUUAGUAUCAUUUCCUAAAAAUGACUCACAUUUAUUGCUUGAUAUUGACCGCGAAAAAGUAGAAAGAAGGUUAAGAUCAGCAAAAGAAAGAGUUGGUAUUGGUGUUACUGCAGAGGCUCAACUCUUUUUUGAUUUUCUUGCAAAGACAUUUCCUUGCCGAUGGUCUGGUACAAAUAUUAUUGCAUUAGAGGACAUUUGCAUCUCUCCACCUUACCAAUUAGAAAAUUUUUCUAGUGAAACAAGUUCGAUGGAUUAUGUAAAAACUGUAGCCAGCAAGUUUUAUGUUGGUUAACCCCGUGUUAUAUUGAAAGCAAAUAUUUUACGAUAUAAUCCACUGCCUAAUUUGUGAUUGAUUGUCCUACAAAAUAAACCAUUGGCUGUUAAAAACAAGAUAAUGUAAACUCAUUUGUUUUUGCAUUAAAUAAAAAAACAAUUUUUUAUUUCUAA